Ceratotherium simum simum (southern white rhinoceros) is the source of this 1595-nucleotide messenger RNA. Lineage: Eukaryota; Metazoa; Chordata; Mammalia; Perissodactyla; Rhinocerotidae. The record is from RefSeq and is a predicted model, not a curated record.
UCUCUGCCCAAGCAGGCACUGCGAUUCCGUGGGGUGUCAGGAUCCACUUACAGCUGAGGCAGGCGUGGAGACAAGCUGGUCUGUGCAGAACUGAGCCCAGCUGGGACUGCACCCUGGGGUGACCUGGAUUCCUCCGGAGGGUCCCAGCAGCACACACACAGCCAUGCACUGCCCAGCCGCGCUCCUGUUCCUCCUCCUGGCCAGUGGGGCUGAGGCCUUUCGCAUCUGCGCCUUCAACGCCCAGCGGCUGACGCUUGCCAAGGUGGCCAAGGAGCAUGUGAUGGACACCUUAGUUCGGAUCCUGGCUCGCUGUGACAUCAUGGUGCUGCAGGAGGUGGUGGAUCCUUCUGGCAGUGCUAUCUCCCUGCUGCUUCGAGAACUCAAGCGAUUCGAUGGCUCUGGGCCCUACGACUUCCUAAGCAGCGCCCAGCUGGGGCGCAGCACAUACAAAGAGAAGUACGUGUAUAUCUACCGGUCCCACAAGACGCAGGUCCUGGAUUCCUACACGUACGACGACAAGUAUGACCGCUUUGCCCGGGAGCCCUUUGUGGCCCAGUUCACUUUGCCCAGCAAGGGUAGGAGGGGAAGAAGGGUGGCCCUGCUCUGUGGGCGGGGGAAGGGAGUCUGGCUGGCUCUUCCGGGGGCUUGGUCACCCGCAGGAGGCUGGUCAGAGAACGGCCAGGAGUGGGUGGGAACCCUCCAUCCCUGGGGCUUCACAGUCCUUCCCAGCCUGGUGCUGGUCCCGCUGCACACCACUCCGAAGGACGUAGAGACGGAGCUGAACGCCCUGUACGACGUGUUUCUGGAUGUCUCCCAGCACUGGCAGAGCAAGGACGUGAUCCUGCUCGGGGACUUCAAUGCUGACUGCGCUUCGCUGACCAAAAAGCGCCUGGAUGAGCUGGUGCUGCGGACUCAGGCAGGCUUCCACUGGGCGAUUGCUGAUGGGGAGGACACCACAGUGCGGGCCAGCACCCACUGCACCUAUGACCGCAUCGUGCUGCACGGGGAGCGCUGCCAGAGCCUGCUGCGUGCCGCGGCCGCCUUUGACUUCCCCAGGAGGUUCCAGCUCACCGAGGAGAAAGUAAAGUGGUGGGGCAGGAACAGGGUCACCGAGAAGUCCCUCAGCCCCGACACUAACACUUUGUCCCACUGCCCAUCCCCAGGCUCUCAACAUCAGCGAUCACUACCCUGUGGAGGUGGAGCUGAGCCGGGCGGCAUGCAGGGUCCAGCCCCUUGGCCUGCCUGCUUUCUUGCUUCUGUCGCUGCUGCUGCCACUCCUGCCCCCCCAGCUGGACCUAGUGGCCUGAACCGCCCAACGCCUGCUGUCCACAGAUGUGACGACUACACUGCCUUCAGGACUCACACCCUGGCUUCCCCUGUCUAUCCUGUCCUGGGGCCAAAGUGACUCCUGAGGGGCUUCAACUGCAGCCCUGCCCCAUCGGACUGUAGCCCUCCUCCACCAGACUGCAGCCCUGCCCAGCCCUGCUCCAUCCGACUGCAGCCCUACCCAGCCCUCCUCCAUCGGACUGCAGCCCUUCUCCAUCUGCCUUUUCUUUGGUUUGGCUUGUGUUCUUCAGUUGGGCCUGUGCCUGGCA